AUGAUACCUUGGAAUCUGAAAACCACUAUUGGUCUAGGACUCAAGUUUUGUCCUACUCCUCCUGCUCUAACUAUGAAAGAUUAUGAAUAUGCUUUUGACAACAUGACGAGAGGAAUCCACUUAGCAUUCCACUUUGCGGAUUUCUCUAAUAAUUUUGUCAAAACCAAUAUUUAUGUGCCGAACAAAUCUUUCAUACCGGACAAUGUCCCCGAAGAGGUUAUUGAUACUUUCAGAUUUCUGAAAAUUAACUUUUUAGACCAGGUUCGGGAUUUCUACAAGAAUAGGAAACUAUUCAGAUGCAAUUUAGAAUCUGGACAAAGGGUUUUCUUAAAAGAAUUUAAGGACAACAAACAUCUGAAAGUCAUCAAUACUGAUAAAAACCAAGGUCCUGCAUUAAUGACUACAAUGCAGUAUGUAAAUUGGUGUAGCGACCAUUUACAGACAAAUGCUUAUCUCCAAAUUCCUGAGUGCAAUAAAGAGGAGAUAUUGACAAGGUGUCGAGAUAAGAUCCUUGGUUUUUAUCAGCAAGUAAGAAGAAAGAUGGGUAAAAAUAAUGAGUUUAUGAAACUGACCAGAAUCAUCCUGCAUGAUCUGUAUAAGACUAAACUCAGUUAUUUUUACGGGUUAGCCAAAGUGCACAAAAAGGACUUUCCUAGAACUGCACCAGACAUUCGUCCAUUAGUAGCAUGUGUGAACACACCUAUUACUGGUCUGUCGAAAUGGUUACACCACUAUCUACUACCUAUAGUAGAGACCGUCCCUUCUUACAUCAGGAAUUCUGAUGAUAUCCUGACUGCUAUUCAGGAUACCAUUUUGUCACCUCACCAUGAAAUAAUGUCUUUAGAUAUUUCAGCCUUAUAUACUUCCAUUCCUAUUAUGGAAGCAUUCAGGGUAAUUAAAAAAUAUAUUCUAGAGCAUUAUGGACCAAUUCAGGGUGGUUUGCUUGUAGAGGCUCUUCAUUUAAUUCUAAAUACAAGUUAUUUUGAAUUCUAUGAUAAGCUCUACAUUCAAACGAACGGAAUUCCUAUGGGGAAUCCAGCAGCCCCCAGUAUAGCAACACUUUAUGUUGCUUACUAUGAAGCCAUCAAACUAUACCCUCUUUUAAAAUCAAAUCUCAUCCUAUAUAAAAGAUAUUUGGAUGAUACAUUGGUGAUUUUGAAUGACAAUGGUGGAUUCUUAGAGAAAAAGAUGCUGGCCAUCCUUAACAGUAUUCCUGGUCUGAAAUGGACUAAAGAAUCAAUGAAGAAUGGUAAAUUACAAUUCCUGGACAUCUGUAUUCAUACUGAUGGGAAGAAGGUAUGGACUACAUCAGCGGAAAAGGAUACAAAUUUAUUUUUAUAUCCUACCCCUCAUUCGGCACACCCGCCAGGAGUUGUAAAAGGUAUGACCUCAGAAUAUCAAAGAAUUAUUGGGUUCGAAUCGUUUCGUAAACUCGGAAAGUGGAACAUUAUAAAUUAG
Messenger RNA from Zophobas morio, 1458 nucleotides. RefSeq lists its product as uncharacterized. The record is from RefSeq and is a predicted model, not a curated record. The coding region runs from base 1 to 1458 and encodes 485 amino acids. NCBI's taxonomy places the organism in Eukaryota, Metazoa, Arthropoda, Insecta, Coleoptera, Tenebrionidae. The transcript has 2 exons.